This is a messenger RNA of Solanum dulcamara, 1861 nucleotides long. Its product is annotated as lanC-like protein GCL2. Gene Ontology annotation, biological process: peptide modification; carbohydrate metabolic process. NCBI's taxonomy places the organism in Eukaryota, Viridiplantae, Streptophyta, Magnoliopsida, Solanales, Solanaceae. The record is from RefSeq and is a predicted model, not a curated record. Gene Ontology annotation, cellular component: plasma membrane. The coding region runs from base 409 to 1635 and encodes 408 amino acids. The transcript is spliced from 6 exons.
GCUUAAAUUGUGGAUCUGCGUCUACGUAUAAGUAGUUAAUAAUAAGAAUGAAUUAGAAAUUAAGUGAAAAAUUAUAUCUUUAUUUUUUAAACUGAACAAGUAAGGUAGGCAUUUAUUUUUAGCACAGUGGAGUGGACGGAGAGAGUAUAUGUUUGUGAAUAAAGAAAAGAACUUACACUACCCGAAAUAGACUUUCCCUGUUCAGUCUUCUGAGAACCACCAGAGCUCUCGCUGUUUCCAGAAUUUAUUCCGGCAGAGGAUCCACCAGACCCAGAAUUUGAUUGAUUACUCGAACUUGAGGUGUACAAAAAACUGUAACAAAUGAACCCAGUUUCCAAUCGAUCCACACACAUAGUUUGUAAUCCAAGAAAAAGAAACUCAUUAAUCAGAAACUAGACUAUUGAAGAGAUGGCAGAUCGUUUCUUUCCGAACACCAUGCCUAGUUUCGUCGAUGAAACUACAAUUAAAGAAUCGUUUCUUGAAGGAGCAAAAGAUCCACUGUCGGAGCUUCUAUAUUUGCCUUAUGGUACUGUUUGUGAGAAGCUCAAAAGGGUUGCUUUUGAUCUCAAAGAAACGAUUGUGAAGGAAACAUGGGUAUGUAAAGGGGGAAGUGUGAGUGACUAUACAAUUUAUACUGGAGCUUUGGGAACUGCUUUUUUGUUAUUUAAAGCUUACCAUGUUACUCGUGACAAGAAUGAUCUUGCUCUCUGUUCUGAUAUUAUCAAGGCUUGCGACUCUGCUUCCCGUGGUUCUGGGCGUGUGACUUUUAUAUGUGGACAGGCUGGUGUUUAUUCUCUUGGUGCAGUUGUGGCUAAACACAGUGGGGAUGAACAGUUGUGUGACCACUAUCUGACAAAAUUCAAAGAGAUUGAGCUUCCUAAAGAUCUUCCAAAUGAGUUGUUGUAUGGGAGAGCUGGUUUCUUGUGGGCUUGUUCAUUCUUAAACAAAACUAUUGGUAGUGAAACAAUAUCUCCGACCCGAAUUCGAGCAGUUGUUGCUGAGGUUAUAAACUCCGGACGAAAAAUGGGAAAAGGAAGAUGUCCUCUAAUGUAUGAAUGGCAUGGGAAAAGAUACUGGGGUGCUGCUCAUGGGCUAGCUGGGAUAAUGCAUGUACUUAUGGACAUGGAACUGAAAGCAGACGAGGUCGAGGAUGUGAAGGCCACACUUCGUUAUAUGAUCCGAAAUCGUUUUCCCAGUGGAAAUUACCCCUCAAGUGAAGGAAGUGAAUCUGACCGACUUGUGCAUUGGUGUCAUGGUGCUCCAGGUGUUGCCCUUACUCUUAUCAAAGCAGCUAAGGUUUUCAGCAAUGACGAGUUUCUAUUGGCAGCUGCAGAAGCUGCUGAGGUGAUUUGGAAUCGGGGCUUACUCAAACGAGUUGGAAUAUGUCACGGUAUUAGUGGGAAUUCCUAUGUAUUUCUUUCACUAUAUCGUUUGACAGGUAAAGUUGAGUACUUGUACAAGGCAAAGGCCUUUGCGUGCUUUCUGCACGCUAGAGCUCAAACACUCAUAUCAGAGGGAGUUAUGCACGGAGGUGAUCGCCCAUACUCAUUGUUUGAAGGAAUCGGAGGAAUGGCUUGUCUAUUUCUCGAUAUGACAGAUCCAAUGGAAACGAGGUUCCCUGCUUAUGAUCUCUAGUUCUGUACAUACAGAAUACGCUGUAGAUUGUAAAAUCAGCUAUGUAAAUCUUUUAUGUAAGGCGGAUGUAUCAUAAACAACCUAUCAUUUCCAGGUUGCUGAUGAUGCAUUGAUGUAGAAUCAGCUUGUGUUUUCUAUUACAUUUCUUGCAUGUUCCCUUUACCAAACUUGCAAGGCAGAAACUGAACUUCAAAUAGCUAGCCAGAAAUAGCAAAAAUUGCACCUC